This is a messenger RNA of Acaulospora colombiana, 2277 nucleotides long. The record is from the annotation of a GenBank genome assembly. Lineage: Eukaryota; Fungi; Glomeromycota; Glomeromycetes; Diversisporales; Acaulosporaceae.
GUUACCUGGUUAGGAGUUUGAUCAAUAAUAAGGCAUUGUCAUUGACUUCUGUUCCAAAUAUCGGUAUAAUGCCACUUAGGACCACCGAAGGGAUAAAGAGUGGUGAACUUUCGUCAUCACUUGGUCAUAUGCCAUUGUCAUCGACGGACAUCGAAAAAGAAUUGCUACUUUACCCCGAGCAUGAAAUGGAAUCCUUUUUUAGCCGACAUACAUUCGAUUUAGUUGUAUACCAUGAUCAAGAUUCUGAUUCGGUUCAUGAUGAAAAGAAUGUAAUGAAGAAUUUAUUCAAAUGUAUCUAUGAAACUGAAUAUAAAAAACAGUUAACCAGAAAUCCCGUACUAUUGAGUGGUGGGUUUAAAUCUUGGCUUCAUCUAAUGGGUGAAUCUUGGGUUGAGCGCAAUGUUUGUAGUGAAAAGGACGAAGAAAGUGAACAUAGUGACACACAAGAUGGUAGAAAAGAUUCAAGAGAUAAAUCAAAGCGAAAUGGACUUAUAAUUUUAGAUGAAAGUCUAAAUUGGCUGGAUUCUUUCGGUGACCCGAGGCCUUUUUCAUCCUCUCCUCCAAAGAAAGAAAGUUUCGGUGAACAGGCUCGUGGCGACACGUACACACAGCCUAACGAUUUGCAGACGCAAUAUAUGACAGGAGAGAAUUACUCAACAAACCAAACAAUCAACACUCCACACCAUAACUAUGAUGAUUUCGAUGAUUUUUCGAAUAUAACGCGAAAGCCGGUUAGCUUUCUUCCAGAUACGUCCGAAAGAUUUAAAUCUUUUCGGCCUUCGCCCACAUCAUUACCAUUGAAGUCUUCACAAUAUUUGCCAAUGAUACCAUCGUCAUUAUCGAACGUGCCGAAUGCACCGAACAUGCCAUCAGAUGCGCCAGAUGUCCCAUCAAAUGCACCGAUAUUGAACAAGCCAUUGAAUGACAAUGAACCAAAAAAUACGCGUUCGGGUUUUUCCUUACAACGUCGCCGAACCAUCUUUGAUCACCCAUACUACGGUUUUAGCGAGGUAAAAAAUCCCGAAUAUGCAGCGUCAUUACCUAAGCGUUUCAUGAGGUCACGGCAGCUGUCACCACUAAAAAAAUUGUCAUCAGAAUCUUCAGCGUCUAUUGCAAGUCCCAAAAGCGAAGGAAUUAGUAAAAAGGAUGCCACAACUAACGCAAUGCCGGUACUUCAUCAGUCUAGCAACAUUAAUACGCAGAUGGCCGUACGAUAUAAUUCAGAUUCGGCUAUCGUGCCACAACACCGUCAUUUCCCUAUUUCCGAGAGUAUUUUUUCACGAUUAGAAUCUGGAAUUGGUAUAACUGGUUUAAAGAAUCUAGGAAAUACUUGUUUUAUGAACUCCAUCAUUCAAUGUUUGAGUGGUACUAUUCCAUUCUCCAGAUACUUCUUGGAUGGUAGUUACAAACGACAUAUAAAUAAGGUCAAUCCCUUGGGUACAAAAGGUGUUUUGGCUGAAACAUUUGCAGCUUUAAUUAGAUUAAUGUGGAGCGGUGCAUACACGUUUGUUUCUCCUGCGUCAUUAAAAGAAGCUAUUAGUCAUUUUGCCCCGCAAUUUUCUGGUUCAGACCAACAUGAUUCGCAGGAAUUUCUUGCGUUCAUAUUGGAUGGUCUGCAUGAAGACCUGAAUGUGAUCAAGGAAAAACCGAUAAUUAAAGAGCUAACAGAAAGGGAAGAACAAGAAAUGGAAUCAUUGCCACCUCAGAUUGCUUCUGAAAUAGAAUGGGAGAAACAUUUGACGCGAAACAGUUCUGUGGUGGUUAGCUUGUUCCAAGGUCAAUUGCGUAGUCGAUUAAUGUGUUUAACGUGCAAGAGGACUUCCACCAGCUACAACGCUUUCAUGUGUCUAUCAUUACCCAUUCCCGCAAAACGUGGAAAGCGUGUUGAUUUGGAAAUGUGCCUAAAACAUUUUGUCAAAGAAGAGAUCUUGGAUGGUGACAAUUCUUGGCACUGCCCCAAUUGUAAUUCUCGUAGACGUGCCUCUAAGCAACUCUCCAUUUCUCGUUUGCCUGAUGUCUUAUUAAUACAUCUUAAAAGAUUUUCAUUCAAUGGACCUUUCAGGGAUAAACUCGAGAUGAUGGUAGAUUUUCCUAUAUGGAAUUUGAACUUAACCGCUUAUGUUCUACCUCCGAUACCGCAGCCUACCCCUGCUAGUAGCAGAUAUCGAUGGAGAAAAUAUUUUCCCGGCACUGGUGGAUUAGAUAAUGGCUUGCAACAAAUCGGUCCGUACGUAUAUGACUUGUAUGCAGUUUCAAAUCACUAUGGUGGCUUAGACG